AAAUUAAUACGGAUUUUCCCCUUUAGAGAUGUUACUGAAAUUUGUUCUACUCGUCUUGGUCCUGAAGGGAACACACAGUCGAUUCUGUGAGGUCAGCAAUGAAGAUAUUGAGAAAAUUGGACGCAUUGUGUUUGGCGAAGCUCGAGGGGAAUCAAGCCAAGGCCAAAUAGCUGUUGCCUACACAAUUGUCAACCGCAUCAGAUCCAACCUUUAUCCAAACACACUAGAUGGCGUUAUAUCAGUCACGUAUACGUUCGGUGGUAAACGAUACCACGAAUACAACACGCUUGAUGUGCAAAGCCACACGUUAGAAUGGGAGAACGCCAAGAAAAAAUAUACCCCUGUAUACAGGAGAGCGAUAAUUGUAGCGAGAGAUGCUCUAUGUGGAAAUCGAAGCGAUCCAACAACAUGCGCCGUGGCAUAUUGUGCAACCAGCAUAAAAGACUGCUCGGCCACCAAGGAUAACGAAUACUCCAGAGUUACUAAGACAAUAACUAUUGGCAGACAUGUUUUUGUCUGCAGAGUAAAGACGAGAUAGAUCUUCAAAUCAAUUAAAGUGUAAUGCAAA
Messenger RNA from Saccostrea cuccullata (small rock oyster), 568 nucleotides. RefSeq names its product spore cortex-lytic enzyme-like. NCBI's taxonomy places the organism in Eukaryota, Metazoa, Mollusca, Bivalvia, Ostreida, Ostreidae. Gene Ontology annotation, molecular function: hydrolase activity. The transcript is spliced from 2 exons. The record is from RefSeq and is a predicted model, not a curated record. Bases 29 to 538 code for a protein of 169 amino acids.